AAUAAAAGGAAGGUGUGUUCGACCUCAACAAUUUGACUAAAUUUCAUGCAUUAUUUUAUUUCCAACUCGGGUUUGGUAGGGAGAAUAUGUCAUCUAAGAAGUGGUCAUUUAAGAAAUAGGAACCCCAUUCAUGGCUUUUUAGGGAGAAGAUAUCUUGUAUUGUUGAAGGUUCUUAGUUUUUAGUUCUUAAAAACAAAUUAUAUGAAUUCAAAGCAUUAAAGUUGAUUAUUGCAAGAAACUUUCUAAUAAAUUUUAGAGAUGAGAGUUUUUGGUUAUGGGAUUAUGGGUCUAAGGAUAGGGUUAUUUGUUGCAUUCAUUUGCAUUAAAAUUGGGGAUAUAGCAGCACAAACAAACAGUCAAGAUUCUUCUGCUUUGCUGGCCCUCACAAGUGGCUGGAGGAAUUUACCACCGAACUGGACGGGUAGAGAUCCUUGUGGCAAUAGAUGGGAAGGAAUUACAUGCAAUGAUUCUCGUAUUACUGCCAUAACAUUGGCAAAUAUGGGUUUGACGGGCCAGCUAACUGGAGAUCUUGCAUCUUUAUCGGAACUCCAGAUUCUCGAUUUGUCAUAUAAUAGAGGGCUUACUGGUCCCCUUCCGCAAAGUAUUGGACGAUUGUCAAGGCUUACAAGCUUAAUCCUUAUUGGUUGUGGAUUUUCUGGAAGAAUUCCGGAUUCUAUUGGAUCACUAGAGCUGGUUGACAACCUAUCUCUGAAUGAAAACAAUUUUACAGGACCAGUGCCGGCUACAAUCGGUAACAUGCUAAAUCUUUAUUGGCUGGAUCUUGCUGAUAAUCAGCUCAGUGGCAGCAUUCCUGUUUCUAGUGGAGACACACCCGGACUUGAUCUGCUAGUUGAUACAAAGCACUUUCAUUUCGGAAAGAAUCAACUCACUGGAACGAUCCCGCCAAGUCUCUUUAACUCAAAUAUGACUCUGAUUCAUGUGCUUUUUGACAACAAUCGUCUCACUGGAAGCAUUCCUUCAUCUUUAGGUCUUGUCCGGACAUUGGAGGCAAUUCGUUUUGAUAGUAAUUCAUUGAGCGGAGAAAUUCCAUCCAAUAUCAACAACCUGACUCUUGUGAACGAGCUGUUUCUGUCGAACAAUGAACUGAGUGGUCCUGUUCCUGAUCUGAGUGGCAUGAACAGCCUUAAUUUUUUGGACUUGAGUAAUAAUAACUUUGAAGCUACAGAAUUUCCACAAUGGCUUUCUACCUUACAGUCCCUGACCACACUAAUGAUGGCACGCACAGGACUUGAAGGACAGAUUCCAGAAGAAUUUUUCAGCAUUCCUCAGUUACAGAAUGUAUAUUUGAGGGACAACCAGCUUAAUGGCACUUUUAGCAUUGCCAGCAAUUACAGCAGACAAUUGCAGGUCAUCGAUCUGCAAAAUAAUUCCAUUAGGGCGGCGACAUUGGCACCUGAAUACAGUUUCCAAUUGAUGCUAGCUGAUAACGAGUUUUGUCAGAGUCCUGACCUCAAUUCACCUUACUGUAACGUUCAGGAGAAUCUUGGUUCCUCCUUUUCAACUACAGCAAAUUGUAGCCGUCUCCCCCAAUGUACUUCGGAGCAAAUUUCCAGCCCUAACUGCAUAUGUGCAUAUCCAUUCACUGGAACUUAUAUAUUCAGAGCUCCCUCGGCCCUGGGAAACUCUGAUUACUUCACAACACUUCAGGACCAUCUAUUAAAUACAUUAAGGAGUUAUGCACUGCCUGUAGAUUCCGUCUCUUUAAGUAAUAUAUCUGUAGACGUAUUUAACAACCGCCAGAUGCAACUGGCAGUUUUUCCAGCUGGGCAAGAUCAUUUUAAUAGAACGGGUAUCAUCGGGCUUUCGUUUGUGUUAAGCAAUCAGACUUACAAGCCACCUGAUGCGUAUGGUCCCUAUGUUUUCAGCGCUAACUUCUAUCCAUAUUUUGAUGGAUUUAUAAGAAGCAGCAAUCAAUCCCAUACAGGCAUAAUUGUUGGAGCAGUUGUAGGAGGUUCCAUUCUAUUAUUGCUAUUGGUAGGUGCAGGAGGAUAUGCGUAUUAUCAAAAGAAGAGAGCCAAGAAGGCGAAGCAGCAAGCCAAUCCAUUUGUAUCUUGGGACUCUCAUGGAACUGGGGGUGACGUUCCUCGGUUGAAAGGAGCUAGGUUUUUCACAUUGGAAGAGCUGCAAAAAAGUACCAACAAUUUCUCUGAAGCCAACACCGUUGGUUCUGGAGGUUAUGGGAAGGUUUAUAGAGGAGUUCUUUCUGAUGGCCAGAUUGUUGCGAUUAAAAGAUCCCAGUUAGGAUCUAUGCAGGGUAGUCGAGAGUUCAAAAAUGAGGUAGAGCUAUUAUCAAGGGUUCACCAUAAGAAUCUUGUUAAACUCGUAGGAUUCUGUUUUGACAAAGGAGAACAGACGCUGGUUUAUGAGUUCAUUGCAAACGGUACUCUAAUGGACAGUCUUUCAGGAAUGUCUGGGAUUCAAUUAGACUGGGUAAGAAGAUUGAUGAUAACCCUUGGCUCAGCUCGGGGUUUGCAAUAUCUGCACGAGCUUGCUGAUCCACCGAUCAUACACAGGGAUAUCAAGUCAACUAACAUCCUCCUUGAUGAACGUCUAAUUGCAAAAGUUGCUGACUUUGGCCUCUCCAAGCUGUUUGGUGACACUGAUCAAAAGGGUUAUGUUACUACCCAAGUCAAAGGAACCAUGGGAUAUCUAGAUCCUGAAUAUUUCAUGACUAAUCAGUUGACGGAGAAAAGUGACGUUUUUAGCUUUGGGGUGGUUAUGUUAGAAAUGGUAACAGCAAGAAAACCAAUACAAGACGGAAAAUACAUAGUGAAAGAAAUCAAAGAAGCAAUGGACAGGACAAAAGAUCUAUAUAGCCUUCAUAGAGUAAUCGACCCAAUACUUCUGAGAAACACAACUAUGCUAGUUGGUUUAGAGAAGUUUGUGGAUUUGGCAUUGAAAUGUGUGCAAGACGACGGAGCUAAUAGGCCUACUAUGGGUGAGGUUGUAAAAGAUAUAGAGCACAUUGCGAAGCUUGCAGGUAUGAAUCCUAAUGCUGAUUCUACAACGACAUCACAAAGUUAUGAAGGUGCUAGUGGAGGAAACUUUGGUCACCCUUACUCUGAUAAUUCACUUUUCCAGUAUAGUGGAAGCAUUCCACUUACAAGGGCUGAAUGAGCCUAAGUUACAGGAAUCUGGAAAUGAUUUUGACAGGGGGUAGAUUUCCUAUUUCCAAGGAAGAAAAGCAAAGGUGUAUACAUUGUAAAUUUUUUACUUCAAUACCCAUUUUUUAGAGCAUAAUUUUAUUUUUUUCAUCUUAAAAAGAAAUAUAUUUAUUUUUUGUGAACUCAAUUGAUUGUAUGAGCUAUUGGGUUUUGGACAAAGUGGAUAAUUUAGUGAAAUAUUGAAUGAAUUCUUGAUAGAA
Messenger RNA from Beta vulgaris subsp. vulgaris (sugar beet), 3385 nucleotides. Its product is annotated as leucine-rich repeat receptor protein kinase HPCA1. The transcript has 19 exons. Gene Ontology annotation, biological process: protein phosphorylation. Lineage: Eukaryota; Viridiplantae; Streptophyta; Magnoliopsida; Caryophyllales; Amaranthaceae. The record is from RefSeq and is a predicted model, not a curated record. The coding region runs from base 259 to 3138 and encodes 959 amino acids. Gene Ontology annotation, molecular function: protein kinase activity; protein binding; ATP binding.